GGACCUGCUCGCUGGAGGAAAACACAGAGACACUUUGAAUGUGAGGCUGGAAUUUGGUUUUGAUCUUGAGUUUGAAUUGCAGUGUGAUUGCCCCUGUGUUGUUGAUUUGUGGCUGAAGUUUCCCCCAGGUCUGGACAAACCUGUUCAGGAUUCAAAUCUUUCGAUACACACUGACAAUCCAGACCUGACACCAUGUUUCCAGAAUACCAUCCUGGCGUGGAUCCCUAGCAUUUAUCUGUGGAGUGCAUUACCCUUUUAUCUUCUCUACCUAAAGCACAACAAAAGAGGGUACAUCAUACUUUCUGUGCUGAGCAGGUUCAAGACGCUGUUUGGUGUCCUGCUGUGGUGCGUGAGCUGGGCAGAUCUCUUCUACUCUUUCCACGAGCUCCUGCAAAACAGAACGCCUCCACCAGUCUAUUUUGUAACUCCAUUGAUCGUCGGCAUCACUGUGCUGUUAGCUACAUUGCUUAUCCAAUACGAGAGGCUGAGAGGAGUUCAGUCCUCUGGAGUGCUCAUUACCUUCUGGUUUUUGUCGGUGCUCUGUGCUGUGGGGCCUUUCCGGUCUAAGAUCAUGACUACAACUGCACAG
Messenger RNA from Pterocles gutturalis (yellow-throated sandgrouse), 589 nucleotides. Its product is annotated as canalicular multispecific organic anion transporter 2-like. The transcript has 4 exons. Lineage: Eukaryota; Metazoa; Chordata; Aves; Pterocliformes; Pteroclidae. The record is from RefSeq and is a predicted model, not a curated record. The annotation marks the transcript as partial.